AUGGCGCCCCCAGUCGCACUGCACGUCGCGUCGCUGCUGUCCGUUGCUAAUUCCGCCGUCACGGUUGUGAUCGUCAUGGCGGCGAGGUGCGCUAUGUCGAAACCCGCUCGCCCCGUCACGGAUCCCUGUCGCGCUGCUGGUGUGGCCCCUCGUUCUGCUCAUCGCGACAUUUGGCGGGCCCAUGUUUUGCCCGCGUUUCACUCACCCCCAACCGUCCUUACUCCUCUCGCCGCUCAUCGUCACCUCCUCGUCGCCCGUCGUCAGCUCACUGCCACCCAUCGUCAGCUCACCGCCGCCCAUCGUCAGCUCCACGCCGCCCAUUGCGCACCAACAGCUAUCCUCGCCCGCCCUCCCAUCGGCCCCUAUGCUGUUGCAGCGGCUGUACAUUCCGCACCUGCAGAUGUUGUGUCGCCCGGUGCAGCCUCCAUGCGAUUCCCCAUCGCAUUCCCUUUCAUGACUGCGGCUGUGGGGGGGGGUCGUGUGGAAGGGGUGGCCACCGUGAGCCACUCCAUCACCACCCUCUACCCUGCCUUUCCCCUCCCGCGGCUGCUGCUGUGGGGAAGGUGGUGGGGGCGGGGUGGGUGGGGGGGCUGGCCGCCGUAUGAAGAUCUGUGCAGGGACCAUCAUGGGUGUUUGAGGGGUUUCGCCACGAUUGGCUCCCCCCCACCUCCUCUCCUCAUCUAUCUCUCACCUCUCCCUUUGUAA
This is a messenger RNA of Closterium sp. Naga37s-1, 705 nucleotides long. Lineage: Eukaryota; Viridiplantae; Streptophyta; Zygnematophyceae; Desmidiales; Closteriaceae. The record is from the annotation of a GenBank genome assembly.